Molecule: messenger RNA, 1217 nt
Organism: Drosophila albomicans
Lineage: Eukaryota; Metazoa; Arthropoda; Insecta; Diptera; Drosophilidae
Exons: 2
Coding region: 18-443 (141 amino acids)
Source: RefSeq, a predicted model, not a curated record
AAUAUAUAAACUUUAAAAUGGCAAACGAAAAUAUAAACGAAAUGCAGAAUUGCAUUCAGGCUCUCACUCAAAUUGUUGUUCAACAAAUGCAACUACCAAAUGCGAACUCAAGAACAAGAGCUAGAAACCAGAUUGAAAAGGAAACUCGAUAUCUUCCAACAUUUACUGGACAAGAUGGUACUCUCCAUGGAUUCAUUGCUUCAGUGGACCAGAUUAUGCAGGAAUAUGCAGACGAUGCGGAUCAGGUUUUCAGCGUUAUAUUCAACACGAAGAUUCAAGGACAGGCAAGAACAGUUCUCACCAUCAACACACCGACAACGUGGGAGGAAUGUAAGGAGAAAUUGCGACAUCAUUACCGGCCAAGAAUGGACCAAAUGGGUUUGACUAGGAAGAUCAACAAUCUCAGAGUGACAUCUAUUAAAGAUUUAGAUAUUAAGUUAUGACAGAAGCACCAAGAGAAUUUCAAUAUUCUCCACAAGUUCGUUCAAGAUGGGUGGCUUUACCCCUGGAUAAAUCAUAUGAUUUUCUAUUGGGUAUGGACUUCAUCCAAAGAAACGUUCAAUUUAUUGAUUUCAAGAAGAAAACAAUUAAACUGAUAAAUGAUGCUGAAAUUCCAUUCCAUUCCAAGCAUCCUGAAGAGGCUUGUGUUUUGGAAGUAAGUGAAAUUGAAAGCUUUAAUUUAACAGAUUUAAAUUUAGAAGAAAAGGAAAUUAUUACCAAUCUAAACAAAAGAUUUAACAAGUUAUACUAUAAAGAAGGCGACCAAUUGACAAAUACAAAUACAGUGGUACACAAUAUAAGAACAAUAACGGACCAACCGAUUAAUUCGAAAAUUUACAGGUGUUCUCCAAAAUAUGAAGAAGAAAUUCGAAAACAAAUUUUAGAAAUGGAAAGAAACGGCAUAAUAAGAAAAAGCAGAAGUAAAUACAGCUCACCUAUAUGCAUGGUGCCAAAGAAAAUAGAUAAUUCAGGAGUACAAAAAUAUAGAUUAUGUGUAGACUAUCGUCGAUUAAAUCAUGUAACAAUACCAGACAAAUAUCCGUUACCUCUCAUGGACUCAAUAUUAGACAAACUUGGUAGGGCUCAAUAUUUCAGUACAUUGGACUUAGCAAAAGGUUAUCAUCAAAUCUUGAUGGCUGAAGAAGACAUAGAGAAGACAGCAUUUGUUUCACCAUUCGGACUUUAUGAAUACGUUAGAAUGCCAUUCGGACUAAAAA